Cynara cardunculus var. scolymus (artichoke) is the source of this 3683-nucleotide messenger RNA. RefSeq names its product LRR receptor-like serine/threonine-protein kinase RPK2. Bases 170 to 3493 code for a protein of 1107 amino acids. The record is from RefSeq and is a predicted model, not a curated record. NCBI's taxonomy places the organism in Eukaryota, Viridiplantae, Streptophyta, Magnoliopsida, Asterales, Asteraceae. Gene Ontology annotation, biological process: protein phosphorylation. The transcript has a single exon. Gene Ontology annotation, molecular function: protein binding; ATP binding; protein kinase activity.
UGAACUCCCACUGUUCAAUCUCUCUCCAUGUUCUCUAUGCUCUCUUCCCAAACACCAAUUUUAGGGUUAGGGUUUUGAACAAAACCCGUUUUCCACAUCUCAGAUCUUCAAUUUAGCUCUUCUUUCCCUAGAUUCAAUUAUUCUUGAACCCUCAUAAAGGGUUCCAGUAAUGGGUCGUCUUCAGAAACCCCUAAAUCUGUUAUCAAUUUCUAUCUGGUUCAUCUUCACUUCAUCCGCCGUUUUCGGCGGCGAUUCAGACAAAUCGGCGCUUCUUGAGUUCAAAACCUCAGUUUCGGAUCCUUCAGGAGUGUUAAUGAGCUGGAAUUGGAGCAGUUCGGAUUAUUGUUCGUGGAUCGGAGUUACAUGUGGGUCAAAUUCGAGAGUAGUGGCUCUUAAUAUCACCGGUGGAGGUAACUCUGGCUUCUUUACUUGUUAUAAAUAUGAUCAGUUUCCUUUGUAUGGAUUUGGAAUUAGGAAAAAUUGUGUGGAUCGUAAUGCUAAAUUAGUCGGUAAUUUGUCAUCUGCGAUCUCGAAGCUUUCGGAACUUAGAAUUUUAUCGCUUCCUUUCAAUGAUUUGAGUGGUAAAAUUCCUGAUGAAAUUUGGGGUAUGGAGAAAUUGGAAGUGAUUGAUCUCGAAGGGAAUUUGAUUGAUGGGCAGUUAAAGCCUCAUUUCAGUGGUUUGAGAAGAAUUAGGGUUCUUAAUUUGGGGUUUAAUCAGAUAUCAGGGGAGAUACCGGAUUCUGUAUCGGAAUUCAAGAACCUACAGGUUUUGAAUCUUGCCGGAAAUCGUGUGAAUGGUUCUAUUCCUAAAUUUCUUGAUGGAUUUGGAGAUUUGAGGGGGUUAUAUUUGUCAUUUAAUCAGUUUUCCUGGAACAUCCCUAUGGAGAUUGGGUACAACUGUGGUAAUCUUGAGCAUUUGGAACUUUCCGGCAAUCUUUUGGUCGGAGGGAUUCCGGCAAGCUUAGGGAACUGUACCAAGUUACAAUCUCUUUUAUUGUAUUCCAAUUUGCUUCAAGAAGAAAUCCCGAUUGAACUUGGCCGGCUUGAAUCACUACAAGUUCUGGAUCUUUCUAGAAACAGUCUCAGCGGUGCAAUACCACCGGAGCUUGGAAGCUGUUCGAAUCUUUCCAUCCUUGUGUUCUCCAACUUGUUAAAUCCGAUUCCCGAUGUUUCUUUAUCCGGCGACAAUUCUUCGCCGGCCCAAUUGGCUCCCGAAGACGAGUUCAAUUACUUUGAAGGUUCCGUGCCAUCUGAAAUCACCACUCUCCCGAAGCUGAAGCUGUUAUGGGCACCUAGAACGACUUUAGAGGGAAAGUUUCCAGACAAUUGGGGUUCUUGUGGGAGCUUAGAAAUGGUGAAUCUUGCUCAGAAUCUUUUCACCGGUGAAAUCUCGAAAGGGUUUGACAUUUGCAAGAAGUUGCGGUUUCUUGAUUUGAGCUCGAACAAGUUGACUGGAGAGAUCAGCGGUAAACUUCCUGUUUCUUGUAUGCGGGUGUUUGAUGUUAGUGGUAAUCGUCUUUCCGGUCCAAUGCCCACUUUCAGUUACGGUACUUGUGAACCCUUUAAUCCAUCGGUGCCAUACCUUCGCUAUUUUGGAUCGAAAACCCUAAUGCCGGUGUUUCCGAACGACCUUGGAGAUCUUGCAAUAAUCCAUAAUAUUGCCGGAAACAAUUUUACCGGCGGGUUGGCUUCUAUGCCGAUCAGAAUCACAGGGGAAAAUACGGUUUAUGUUUUUCUUGCCGGCGAAAACAAGCUUACUGGUAAGUUUCCUGGAAUGCUAUUUGAAAAUUGUGCGAAAUUGAAAGCGAUGAUCAUUAAUGUGAGCUCAAACGCGUUAUCUGGUGAAAUUCCAUCAAACAUUGGUCAAACUUGUCGGAGUUUGACUUUCUUGGAUGUCUCGGAGAAUCAUAUAUCAGGGACGAUUCCUGUUAGUUUCGGGGAGUUGGGUUCGCUUGUUGCAGUGAAUUUGAGUCAGAAUAUGUUAACCGGAGAGAUACCGGUUUCUUUCAACAAGAUUAAGGAUCUCCAGAAUCUCUCUUUAUCGGGCAACAAUUUAACGGGUCCGAUUCCUUCUGGUCUCGGAAAGGUUUGGUCUUUGAAAGUUCUUGAACUUUUUUCAAACUCUUUAUCCGGAGAGAUCCCGGAAGAUCUUGCGAAUCUGAGGAAUUUAACAGUUCUUUUGCUCAACAACAACAAGCUUUCUGGCCAUAUUCCUGCAGGUUUUUCGAGCAUGAAAUCGAUAUCGAAUUUUAACGUCUCAUUCAAUAACUUAUCGGGCCCGUUGCCGUUGAACGAUAAUUUGGUGAAAUGCAGCAGUGUUUUAGGAAACCCGUAUUUGGAAUCGUGUAGGAUAUCUCCAACGACUUCAUCUUUCGAUCAGCCCACUGGCGGUGAUUUUGCUAAUCUUUCUGGUUCUCCGGUUCCGCCACCAAAGGGAGGCCGAGGCUUCAACUCGAUCGAGAUCGCUUCCAUAACGUCCGCCUCUGCUAUAUUUUCGGUUCUGCUAGCGCUCAUUGUUCUGUUCUUCUGUACCAAAUGGCGGCCGAAAUCCGGUGCUGGCGGUCGUGGGUCUGUUCGUAAGGAGGUUACGGUUUUCACCGACAUUGGGGUCCCGUUGACGUUUGAGAAUGUGGUUCGAUCCACUGGCAGCUUCAAUGCUAGCAACUGUAUUGGAAAUGGAGGUUUCGGAGCUACUUAUAAGGCGGAGAUCUCACCGGGGUUCUUGGUGGCAAUAAAACGGCUAGCCGUCGGAAGAUUUCAGGGAGUGCAACAGUUUGAUGCCGAGAUCAAGACAUUAGGGCGGCUCCGCCACCCGAAUCUCGUGACUCUAAUUGGGUAUCACGCCAGCGAAACCGAAAUGUUCUUGAUAUACAAUUACUUGCCCGGCGGGAAUUUGGAACGAUUCAUCCAAGAACGAUCAAUCCGAGCUGUCGAUUGGCGAAUCCUUCACAAAAUCGCACUCGAUAUCGCUCGAGCCCUCGCGUACCUCCACGACCAAUGCGUUCCGCGGGUUCUUCACCGUGACGUGAAGCCAAGCAACAUUUUACUCGACGAUGAUUUCAACGCGUAUUUGUCGGAUUUCGGUUUGGCUCGGCUUUUGGGGACCUCCGAGACCCACGCCACCACCGGGGUCGCCGGAACUUUCGGAUACGUGGCGCCAGAAUACGCAAUGACGUGUCGGGUCUCCGAUAAGGCAGAUGUCUACAGUUACGGGGUCGUAUUGUUGGAGCUGAUUUCCGAUAAAAAGGCGUUGGACCCGUCGUUUUCGUCUUACGGGAACGGGUUCAAUAUCGUGGCGUGGGCGUGUAUGCUUUUACGGCAGGGGCGGGCGAAGGAGUUUUUUACGGCGGGGUUGUGGGAUGCGGGCCCGCACGACGACCUGGUGGAGGUGCUGCAUUUGGCGGUUGUUUGUACGGUGGAUUCGUUGUCGACUCGGCCGACAAUGAAACAGGUGGUACGGAGGUUGAAACAACUGCAACCUCCGUCGUGUUAGGCGGGGCCGCCCCCGCCGCCAUUGUUGUUUUGUUUUAGGUUUUGAAGGGUUUAAGGGUGUAAAUUGUAGAAUAGGUUUUGUUGGUGAAAAUGAUUCUAUUAUAAGCUAAUAUACGUGUAACGAUUCUCGUAUGUUUCUCUAUUGGUUCUUGAAGGAAAUCAAACAAGUGGAGAUGUUAUUUGGGAUCUUA